Nicotiana attenuata is the source of this 1669-nucleotide messenger RNA. Its product is annotated as probable receptor-like serine/threonine-protein kinase At5g57670. The transcript has 7 exons. The record is from RefSeq and is a predicted model, not a curated record. NCBI's taxonomy places the organism in Eukaryota, Viridiplantae, Streptophyta, Magnoliopsida, Solanales, Solanaceae. Gene Ontology annotation, molecular function: ATP binding; protein kinase activity. Gene Ontology annotation, biological process: protein phosphorylation. Bases 247 to 1395 code for a protein of 382 amino acids.
AAGAAACAGAUAAAAAGGGCCAUCCACUCCAAAGAGACAACCUCUCUAGGGAGAAACCCAGCAGGGAUGUGGGGUGCUUGUUCUGAGAAUAUAUCGACUCUACUCAAUUCAAUAAUAAACACGUACUGCAUUUUUAUAGUCUUGUCCUCUUCUAUGGUUCAAGUAUCUCUCAUCUGUACUUGUCUCCCUUAAUUCUCUGAAAUAUAUCAGACACACAUAUUUCUAAAUUUUUCUAAAACAGAGGAGAUGAGAUAUGUUCGUACAAGUAGCCUAAAGAGGCUGUUUUCUUUCGGAAGACACAGUUUUGAUGGAGAUUUUCCAAAAGGUUGUGAAGAAAAUAAUACUACAAGUACCGCUACUGAUGCUGCUUCCCCCACAACUCAGCCACCUCAUAGGCCCACAUGGAAAUGUUUCUCUUUUCAAGAAAUUUUUCGUGCCACCAACGGUUUCAAUUCAGAAAAUAUUGUUGGGAGAGGAGGAUAUGCAGAAGUGUACAAAGGAGUAUUAGAUGAUGGACAGGCAAUAGCUGUAAAAAUGCUGACAAAAGCCACCGAUGAUGAGAGAAAAGAGAAGGAAUUUUUGACAGAAAUUGGGACACUUGGUCACGUUUGCCAUCCCAAUGUGACAUCAUUGUUGGGUUGCUGUAUUGAGAAUGGGCUUUAUCUCAUUUUUCAGUUCUCUUCUAAAGGCUCUGUUGCUUCAAUUCUCCAUGAUGAGAAAUCAGCCACUAUGGACUGGGAAACAAGGUACAAAAUUGCUCUUGGAACUGCAAAGGGUUUAUAUUACUUGCAUAAAUCUUGUCCUAGAAGAAUAAUUCACAGGGACAUCAAGGCUUCAAAUGUUUUGUUGAGUGAGGAAUAUGAGCCACAGAUAUCAGAUUUUGGGCUAGCAAAAUGGCUUCCAUCACAAUGGACCCAUCAUUCCAUUGUUCCAAUUGAAGGGACUUUUGGGCACUUAGCACCAGAAUAUUUCAUGCAUGGAGUAGUUGAUGAAAAGACAGAUGUUUUUGCAUUUGGGGUGUUCUGCUUGGAGCUCAUUUCUGGGAAAAAACCAGUUGACAAUUCCCAUCAAAGCUUACACAGCUGGGCAAAACCUCUUUUGAGCAGAGGAGUUAUAGAAGAAGUAGUAGAUCCAAGGCUAGAAGGGAGAUUUGAUUCUACACAACUUCAUAAACUUGCUUUUGCUGCUUCACUUUGCAUUCGUGCUUCUUCUAUAUGGCGCCCUACAAUGAAUGAGAUUUUGGAGAUAAUAUUGGGAGGCGAAGUUGAUAAAGACAAAUGGAAAAUGCCAGAUGAAGAAGAGGAAGAGCAAGAAGAGUUUUGGGGGUUUGAGGAUCUUGAAUGUGAAUGUGAAUGUGAUAGUUCCUUCUCAACUUCCCCACAUGACACCUUCUAAUUAAACGUGAAGCUCAUAAAUCCAAAUUCACAUAUUGAAUACUAUCAUUUACUAAGUAUAUAUAGUGAGUACUACAGGACUAAAUAUGUUAGCGUUAGACAUUUAUAGAUAAAAACUUAGGGGGGUAGUUUAUUAUUACUCUCUAAAUCUUAAUUUUUUGAGGUUGAACUUCCAUGUUUUAAAAUUUCGGAUAUAUGCUUGUUCUUUUAGAAAAAAUCUGCAUCAGUAUCAUCCACAUGUAAAUAAGACGUUUUGGAAUAAUUAAUUUCAUGGA